Molecule: messenger RNA, 843 nt
Organism: Drepanopeziza brunnea f. sp. 'multigermtubi' MB_m1
Lineage: Eukaryota; Fungi; Ascomycota; Leotiomycetes; Helotiales; Drepanopezizaceae
Biological process (GO): mitochondrion organization
Cellular component (GO): membrane; mitochondrion
Source: RefSeq, a predicted model, not a curated record
AUGGCUGCCGCGCUCCAAAGCCUAUACAAGUACGCGAUCCCGCUCGCCCUCGGAGCUGCGUUCGCCGACGCUUCAAUCUACGAUGUCAAGGGUGGCACUCGUGCCGUCAUCUUCGAUCGAGUUUCUGGUGUUCAAAACAAGGUCGUCAACGAGGGCACGCAUUUUCUGAUACCUUGGUUGCAGAAGAGCAUCAUCUACGAUGUCAGAACGAAGCCAAGAAACAUCUCGACGACGACUGGAUCCAAGGACUUGCAGAUGGUGAGCUUGACUCUCAGAGUCUUGCACAGACCCGAGGUGCAGAACUUGCCCAAGAUCUACCAGAAUCUCGGCCAAGAUUACGAUGAGAGAGUCCUCCCCUCCAUUGGAAAUGAAGUCCUCAAAUCCAUCGUCGCCCAAUUUGAUGCCGCCGAACUUAUCACGCAGCGUGAAGCCGUCAGCAACCGGAUACGCACCGACCUCCUGAAGCGCGCACAGGAGUUCAACAUCGCCCUCGAGGACGUCUCCAUCACACACAUGACUUUUGGAAAGGAGUUCACCAGAGCCGUUGAGCAGAAGCAAAUUGCCCAACAGGAUGCCGAGAGAGCGCGAUUCAUUGUUGAGAAGGCGGAGCAGGAGAGACAGGCCAACGUUAUUCGUGCAGAGGGUGAGGCUGAGUCCGCGGACACGAUUAGCAGGGCGGUCGCGAAGGCUGGUGAUGGCUUGAUCAUGAUCAGAAGAAUUGAAGCCAGCAGAGAGAUCGCUCAAACUUUGGCAGGCAACCCCAACGUGACAUAUCUGCCAGGUGGUGGAGAGGGCGGCAAGGAGGGUGGUGGUGGUGGCAAGUUCCUGUUGGGCUUGAGAUAG